GAUCUCGAUUCUCGAGUUGAGUUACGGUAAAUGACGUCAUACACACACUUGUUUUCUUCAAAAAAUCUGUCAAUACACGUUUGUGUAAUUAUCAAAAUUAGACGACUGACACUGUGAUCAACGUCAUGAUGGUGAUGCUGCUUCUUCAAACCUGAAUUGGGCCAGAAUAGUGUGACUACCGUAAUGCAACUUUCCUGACUAGUUGUGUGAGAAUAUUGAACAUCAUGGCAAAUCAGAUUCCUGUUAAUAUCCAGUCUUCUCUGGCUAUAUGUUCAUCAUUGACCAGUCUCAUUGGGAAGUCUUUUGGGCCAAAUGCUCAGCUAGUGAUGUACACCACCUCCACAGGAAAGGUUUUGCUGACAAGUGAUGGGAGAUCAAUUCUUGGAGCUCUGCAUGUGUCUCAUCCCAUUGGUCGUUGGCUGAUUGAUAGAGUCGUAACUUUUGCUCACCAAACAGGGAACCACACAAAGUCAUUUAUUUUUAUUAUGAAUAAAAUGGUGGAGGAUAUUUCCCAUCAGAUAACCACUUCUUUGCAUGGUCCGGAUCUGAGAUGCAAAACCGUUAUAAGAGAACAAGUCAUACAACUUGUCCGAGCACUCAAUGUUGUAAAGCAGGAUAUCUUCCCAGAGAAGGUCCUACCUGCUCUAAUGGCAAAAUCUCAGUGUUUUUCAGCUUUUGACUUUAAGGCAUUAAAAACAUUUGGGGAAAAUUUGAUACACACAUAUCUACAAGGCAGAGUAAGCUUGAGACAGUCAAAUUUCAUGUCGAAAUUACUUUGGAAAUUCAUUUAUGGAUAUGCAGGGAGUACUGAAGCAUCUAUAUUGUCUAUAAAGGAGGCUGUGCUUGCCUUACAGGAUAACUUCCAUGUAGCUUCUGUCAAAGUCGUGGGUUUACCAGUGGAGUCUUCGAGCAUAAGAAAGGGAAUAAUCCUUAGCAGAUGUUUUGUCAACAAAGAUUUGAAGGAGAGAAAAUGUGGAGUUGAAAAGAAGAGCAUCAUAAUAUUUGGAUCUGAUAUUUCUAAGACUGCUGUAGAAGCAGAUGCCACAAUAUCAGCAAGGACAGUGCAAGCUCUUGUUCACAACAUGCAACACACAAGACUUCAGAUGAUGAGAAUUGUCAAUCUACUGCAAGAUAAUAACAUUGAUGUUGUCUUAUGUUCAGAAUGUCUUUCUGCUACCCUCUUAUCUCUUCUUCACCAUGCAUCUAUAACAGUCAUCCAAGCAUUACCUGUGGAGGAGCUGCAAAGACUAAGCCAUUUUACUGGGAUCAACAUCCUAUACGAAAUGCCCAGGGAGUUUGAUGAUUCCUGCAUUGGGAUUGCAGAAGAAGUUCAGGAAGUCACACUUGGUAAUCAUCGUUACAGCCAAAUUGUGAUGAGAGAUGGACCAGUGGGAGGUCAGCUUGUUCUAUGUGCCCCAAGUGAAGGUAUGUGUAUGGUGCUGUCUCAUGCUUCCAUGGGUGCAAUAACGUGUGUCAAGAUGUGGCUUGAUGGAGAUGAUGAUAUAAUUGCAAGGUCAGUUGGGACUGAAUACUUAUGGUCCAAAGACCAAUCUUACAGUGCAGCUUCCAAAGUUGAACCUUCUGAGAUCUGUAUGAAGCCCAAGCAGAGAAAAGCAUCUCAAUCAGUGUGUAAUGGAAGCAUUAUGGAAUGUGAAAACAAAGGUGAGAUGCAAACAGGAUAUCUAAUAUCUGGAGGUGGUGCUGCAGAGAUCAUUGCAAGAGACAUACUCACUCAGAAUCUUCCUGUGCACAAAGAUAACUACCACCUGUACACUGCCAUCAGAAUUAUAUCUAAUGCCCUGCUAUGUAUACCUGAAAGAAUCCAUCGGAACUCGUUUGCUGCACAAUCCAAGGACAGUCGCUCAUUUAUCAAGAUUAUCAACGACAUGCAGAGCAUGUGCAGGGACCAACGCUGUGAAGCAUGGGGCAUCGAUGGGCAAACUGGAGAGCCAAGUUGCACAUUCAAUAGAGGUGUUGUAGAGGUACUUAGGGGAAAAUUUUUGCUGUGGAUCAAUGUCAUUGAGGCUGUCAUUGAACUUCUCAACAUGGAUACCAUAAUUCCAGUGCAGGGGAACUUGAGAGGAACUGGGAAUGAAGAUGAUAAGUUUAAUAUACCAAUAUGAUGUUGUCAGAGAGACCACCUGAUGUCUAGAGAUCAUCUUGUGCAGGAAGACUUGGAAGCAAGACUAAAAAAGAAGAAGUCAGCAUGGAAGAUUGGAUGACUGUUGGCUACUGGUUGAAGAAAGAGUACAUACACCUAUUAAACUACUCUAGAGGGGGCAACUAUCCAUAGAAGAGGUUACUGAUGAACACAUCCAAGAAUGCCUUCAUUUAUUCUAUGUUCUCAACGAAGAGGAAGUAUGAAGGAGGAAGAAAGAAAGAGAAUGAGGAAGUGAAGUCCUGAGGAGAAGGGGUGGAUGGAGGAGGAAGAAGAAGGAGAAAAGGAAGAAGUAUAAGAAAGGAGUAGGAUGAAUCCUCUUGUGGAAGUUUUAAAAAACUUCAAUAAAAAUAAAAUGUAGACUCAUAUUUGUUAUGUAGAUUAUACUCUUCAUCAUUCCAUGAACAUCAUUGAAAUUGAAAACUAUGAUUGUUAGAAUGCCUGAAAAGACAUUUACAUGUGUCAAGUUUACUUUCGCUCUGUCUGAGGUAUUCCAGAAUUUUUGCGUAUACUACGGAGACAUUCUCUACAACGCACCAAUUCCUUUGAAAAUGCAAGUCAAAUCAUAAUGGAGAGCUGAGAGGCUUUUGUUGAAAGUUGGUGGACCAGGACAGCAUUGGAAUCUGUUGACUCUGGACUAUGACAAAUUUGCAAUUGUUUGUCUGGUGCAAAUCUUCGGAUGAUUUGCUGUCCCUAUCCACCAAUUUUUCGAAAUAGCCUCUCAGCUCUCCAUUGUUAUUUUAAUUGCAUUUUCAAAGGAAUUGAUGCGUCUCUGAAGUAAAUGCGAAGACUGUCUACUUCUACUGCAGAGUGUACAUUUACUGUCCCAAACAGUACUGCUUGCUGUGAAAGUCAGGAUCAUAAGUUUGUAAUCAGAUAAGAAAACAGAAUUUUGAGCAUUUUUAAGAAAUGCAUGAUUUUGUAAAAAUUGUGAUGGGCAUUUGCAAAUUAUGAGACCAUGAUAUUUGAUGCCUUAAAUUAGUCUUAAUUUCCUUGUACACAUGCAAUUUCAAAUACUUUAUUCUUCUCCAGUAUUUGAAACCCUGUAUUGACUCAUAUCAUGUGUGUUGCUAGUGACUCUGGCACUCUGUUAGCAGAGAGAUGUGAAGGUCUUGCCGCUCAGCAUGAAUUUGGGUGCGUACCUGCGUAAAAGCUGAUUUCAGCGACAAAAAAAAAAAAAACCUAUGCUCUUUGGAACGGAUUGAAGCAGCCAGAGCAGACUUC
Molecule: messenger RNA, 3382 nt
Organism: Lytechinus pictus (painted urchin)
Lineage: Eukaryota; Metazoa; Echinodermata; Echinoidea; Temnopleuroida; Toxopneustidae
Product: Bardet-Biedl syndrome 10 protein homolog
Exons: 4
Coding region: 225-2123 (632 amino acids)
Biological process (GO): chaperone-mediated protein complex assembly
Molecular function (GO): ATP binding
Source: RefSeq, a predicted model, not a curated record